Molecule: messenger RNA, 1783 nt
Organism: Erpetoichthys calabaricus (reedfish)
Lineage: Eukaryota; Metazoa; Chordata; Cladistia; Polypteriformes; Polypteridae
Product: zinc finger protein 80-like
Exons: 3
Coding region: 192-1649 (485 amino acids)
Biological process (GO): regulation of transcription by RNA polymerase II
Molecular function (GO): RNA polymerase II cis-regulatory region sequence-specific DNA binding; DNA-binding transcription factor activity
Source: RefSeq, a predicted model, not a curated record
UGAGCAGUGUGUGAGAGGAGAGGCAACCUCUGUGGUCAAGCGUGGCGGACUUUAAAAGAUUUACUACUCCUUUCAAACAUCUGAGGUUGUAUGGUGAACCUCAUAAACAAGAAUGGGUGAUAAAAAUUAUUAGGAACGUGGAAGGGGAAAAAAAAAAUAACACGAGAGAACAUCUUCUGUUUAAUGUCUAGAUGGAUGUGAGAGAAGAGACGUGUGAGGCUGACAUGAAUAUUGUGGAACAAAGGGCUGUACAUAUUAAGGAGGAGUGUGAGUGGGAGCCUGUCCACCUCAAACAGGAGAAUCUCUGCAUUAAGGAUGAGGACUGUGAACUGGGGCCAGUAGACAUUAAAGAGGAGGCUGAAGAGAAGUCUGUCAGUAUCGUGACACCCAAACAUGAAAGUGUGGAGAGUGUCAAGGAAGAAGACCUUCGUUAUGGUUGUCAAGAUGGAGCAGUGACCAGGUUAGUCUCCUCUCGGAGCACACACUGUUCAUCUUUGGAGCCUUCCAUCGAUGAGAAGUCUGAUUCAUUACAGUCUGACGCAAAGAGGAGUGAGGAAAUAUCAUCCAUUAGAACUCUGGAAGAUCAGCCACCACCUUCAAAUCAGUCUGGAGCAAGUGACAUAACUCACUGCUGUUCUGAAUGUGGCAAACACUUCUCUUACAAGAGUAAUCUUACAAGACACUUAAGAGUUCACACCGGAGUGAAGCCGUUUUGCUGUUCUGAAUGUGGCAAACAGUUUUGUUACAAGAGAAGUCUUCAGAGCCACACUAGAAUCCACACUGCUGAGAAGCCAUAUUCUUGCUUGGAAUGUGGCAAACGAUUCUCACAAAUUCACAAUCUUCAGUGCCACAAAAGAAUUCACACGGGGGAGACACCAUAUUGCUGCUUGGAAUGUGGCAAACAAAUAUUUUACAAGAAGAAUUUUCGGGAACACUUGAGACUUCACACAGGAGAGAAGCCCUAUUGCUGUUCUGAAUGUGGAAAAAAAUUUGCGAGAUUUGACAAUCUUCAAAGACAUAAAGUAAUUCAUACGGGAGAGAAGCCCUAUUGCUGUUCUGAAUGUGGCAAGCAAUUUGUUGACAAGAGUGGUCUUCGGAGCCACACUAGAAUCCACACUGCAGAGAGGACAAUUUGCUGUUUGGAAUGUGGCAAACAGUUUUUUGACAAGAGUAGUCUUAUACGCCACACUAGAAUCCACACUGGAGAAAAACCAUAUUGCUGCUUGGAAUGUGGCAAACAAUUCAGUGAAAAGAGCAAUCUUCGGAGCCACUCAAAAAUUCACACAAGAGAACAGAUGAGGCCAAAUGAUUGUACGUUGACCAAAAAAAUAAGAGGACUAGAUACAACCAAGUGGUCAAUCGAAGAUAAAGAGGAGAUUAUGUACUGCUACUUUUAUGCAACAGACCCUGAAUUUCCAACAAUGGGAUAUACCAGGAGGGCCCGCAUAAAACUGCAAUUCAGAAACAUAAUCUCAAGUUCCAAGUUAAAUAACAUAACAGACGCAAACCUAAGGUCUCUAAUCGGAAAUAUUAAAGGAAGUAAGAAAAUAAGUCAGGAGAAAUUGGAAUAUCUGCAAAGAAGAGCAAAAGAAGAAGUAAUAUGUGAAAAAAGUCAAGAUCAAGUCAGAACAAAAAGGGAGAAGACCUGAGAUGAUGAGAAAAGGAGGGAUCUUGUAUGGUGCAGAAUGUACACCAACUUUAAAGCUUCAGCAGACAGAUUUAGUAAGAAAAAAAAAAAAGAGAACGGACACAUUUGUAAACAAAUCCAGAAGCAAACACCAAA